Equus caballus (horse) is the source of this 3213-nucleotide messenger RNA. Lineage: Eukaryota; Metazoa; Chordata; Mammalia; Perissodactyla; Equidae. The record is from RefSeq and is a predicted model, not a curated record.
GAAUGUACAACUAUGUAAUAGGGGGCUUUGGGGAAAAAACAAUAAAAAAAGAUUACAGUAUUUGAGCCAGUAAAAUUCCCUCAAAUGUCUGUGGGUGGAUCUGUUCUGGUUGAAUUUCUCUUUUGCCUUGUUCUAUCAGAGAGUAUGAGAGGAACAGAAGUGGCAAGGUUAUUUAGGAAUAUUUAAAUGGUUGGUUACUAUGUUUAUGGCCAUAACUAUAUAAUAAAAGAGUGUUUAUCUUUUCUCCUGAAAAGGAAAGAUUGAUAAGGCACAAGAGAAAAUAAGCAACUGGAAAUCAAACUAAUAGUACAUACUUGAAUUUCUUAACUUUAUGUUUUACAAAAGAACAACCACAAGAUGAACUUGUCAUUGGAUUCUAUGCAAUAUCCACAUAUCUUUGUGUAUUAAAAAUUAGCGAAUUUUCUAUUCAGAAGUUCCAUUCCAAAUUGUAGGAAAUCUAAAACAUAAGAUGUAAUUAUAAAUUAUGAUUCAAUUUAAAUUAUGUCUUAGCAAUUGUUUUGAAGUAAAUUAAAUUUUGUGGAAACUAUCUUUAAGCCCCAUUGUCCAGGUCUCACAGCCCUGUGAUAUAUACCCUUUCAAUUCCAAGUACCACAGAGUUCCUCAUCUCUUUCCUGAUCCAAACACCCUCCCUUUUUGUCUGGCUCCCUCUCUACAGUUUUCGUAGACUCUGUAAUUGCUUUUGUCUUUCAAAAUUAUUUGUAUUCUCAUUUAUGUUUCGAAGCAUUCCAUCACUGAAUACCCCAACCUAUUUUAAUUCCCAAUUAAUCAGGACUGAGACCUUCAGCUCAGUUCAUAUUGUGAAUAUUCAUAAGUUGGUGUGUGCACGUGCAUGUGUCUUUGUUUAUACCUGUAUUUGUGUGUUCUCUUGUCUGGAAAUAAGCUGGUAGCAUAAAUCAACAAGAAUAUUCUGAUCUUUCUAUAAUCAUAUUCGACUGAAUUUUGUUUUUUCACCCAAUAUUAACGUUUUAAAGUUACUGUUGAAUUGCUUUUCAUCUCACGAUAAACUCAUGUAUGUGUAAGAUUAUUAAGACUGCAGAUGUUCCGUUCUCUGUAACUGAAAAAUUAGAAAUAGCCAAAAAAUGUAGAAAAAGUGAAUAAAUUUAAAAUGUUUUUGUAAAAAAAGAUGAUUUUUCAUGAAAAUUGUCUUUUUGGCUAUGGAAUAUCUUUAACCUUCAUUUAUUCAAAUGCGAACUUCAGGAUGCAUAGAAAGAAGUUAUUGAUUUUAUUCACUUGAGAAGUUAUUGAUUUUAUCUACAACAGGACAAAUGUCUGAAUGAAACAUAAAAAUAAAGCUAUCAAAAAUUCUGCUGUCCUAAUGGCAGUAUUUGGAAAUGGCAUAGAGUUUUCCCCAAUUAUUUGCAAUCAGUUGACAGUGAGUGGGCAGCCUUUGAGUUUAUGUGAUUCUUUCUUUAGGGGCAGAAAAACAAUGUAUGAUGAAGGAAAAAAAUGCAAGUUCUGAAGGCUACUUUGUUCUGCUGGGUUUUUCUAAUUGGCCUCAUUUGGAAGCAGUUCUCUUUGUGGUUAUCUUGAUGUUCUACUUGAUGACAUUGAUAGGCAACCUGUUCAUCAUUAUCUUGUCACACCUGGACUCCCAUCUCCACACUCCCAUGUACUUCUUCCUCUCAAACCUCUCUUUUCUGGAUCUCUGCUACACCACCAGCUCCAUCCCUCAGUUGCUGGUCAACCUCUGGGGCCCAGAGAAAACCAUCUCUCAUGCUGGUUGCAUGAUUCAACUUUACUUUGUCCUUGCACUGGGAACCACAGAGUGUGUGCUACUGGUGGUGAUGUCCUAUGACCGUUAUGCAGCUGUAUGUAGACCUUUGCAUUACACCAUUCUCAUGCACCCUCGUUUCUGCCGUCUGUUGGCUCUGGCUUCUUGGGUAAGUGGGUUUACUAACUCAGCACUUCAUUCCUCCUUUACCUUCUGGAUACCCCUCUGUGGACAUCACCAAGUGGAUCACUUCUUCUGUGAAGUUCCAGCACUACUGCGACUGUCAUGUGUUGAUACUCAUGCUAAUGAGCUGACCCUCAUGGUCACCAGCUCUAUUUUUGUUCUCAUACCUCUCAUCCUCAUUCUCAGCUCCUAUGGUGCCAUUGCUAGGGCUGUGCUGAGGAUGCAGUCAACAACUGGCCUUCAGAAAGUCUUUGGGACCUGUGGAGCCCAUCUUCUGGUUGUAUCCCUCUUUUUCGUUCCAGCCAUGUGCAUAUAUCUCCAGCCACCAUCAGGAAAUUCUCAAGAUCAAGGCAAGUUCAUUGCCCUAUUUUAUACUGUUGUCACCCCUAGCCUCAACCCUCUAAUCUACACCCUAAGAAACAAAGAUGUAAGAGGGGCAGUAAAGAGACUAAUGGGGUGGGAGUGGGAGAUGUGACAAAGAGAUUAUCUGUCCUGUAACUUUUGUUCAGAGAGUCUUAUCCAUCUUGAAGUUUGGUUUCAUCGCUCUUUUGAUAUUUAUUUGUUCUACAAACCACCAAGCAUAGAAGAAAGGUUAUUUUUAUUGGUUAAUUCGGAAAUAUUAUCUAGAGAUAACCUUUUUGAUUUGUACCACUUUAGCCUUUAAUUAUUCCACAUUUAGUGUCCAUAGAAAUUAGGGACUUGGUUUUAAAAUUAAUAUGCUAAGUUUUGACUGAGCAUUAAUAUCUAUAGAAAGAAAGGGGAACCUAGAAAUAAUUUAGACUAAAGGACUUUUUGGUCAUUGACCAAAUUAAAUUUAGCUAAAUGGUAAAAAGAUUUAUGACAAUUCUUUGACUGAGACACACUUUUUUCAAGACACUAAAUUAUAUGAGUGUUUUGUCCCGUAUAUACUUGUCACAUUCUUGUCUAUAUACUUGUCACAUUCAACAGUAUAAAGAAAUACCUGUUCCAAAUGGUUCAUUCAUUCAUCCAUCCAUUUAUUCAUCUACUUGUUCAUUUCUUUUCUUCAUUAGCUAAAUCACUCGUAGACUGAGAGGUCUUGGUAGCAUAGAUGAAUAAAACACCCUUUUUGCCUCAAUAGAAUUCAUUCUCUAGUGGAGGAGAUGACAAUGUAAGAUAGAACAUGAAGUAUCUCUAUAUGACUUAAUUUGUCACUGACACGAGGCUAAUACAUUAAGGUAGGUUGUUAAAAUCUAAAACAAAACAAAAACUUUGGCCAAAAACUUGAAAAUAUAUACCAAGUGGUAAUUCCUAUUGGAAGAUGAUGCUAUUAAAUGAAA